AUGCUUCAGUUAAUAAAAAAGUUUGAUAGAAAUGGAGAACCUAUCUCUCUUAAUUACAAAGGAAAGCAUCAACAUUAGACAGUUACAGGCGGAUUGAUUACACUGUUCUAGAUUUGUGGAAUAAUAGCCUUUUUCUUUAUUCUAUUGAACAGAAUCAUUGGCAAAGAAAAAAAUAUAUGA
Messenger RNA from Stylonychia lemnae, 180 nucleotides. Lineage: Eukaryota; Ciliophora; Spirotrichea; Sporadotrichida; Oxytrichidae. The record is from the annotation of a GenBank genome assembly.